Molecule: messenger RNA, 1111 nt
Organism: Heteronotia binoei (common prickly gecko)
Lineage: Eukaryota; Metazoa; Chordata; Lepidosauria; Squamata; Gekkonidae
Gene: XCR1
Product: X-C motif chemokine receptor 1
Exons: 1
Coding region: 1-1056 (351 amino acids)
Biological process (GO): G protein-coupled receptor signaling pathway; chemotaxis; immune response
Cellular component (GO): membrane
Molecular function (GO): chemokine receptor activity
Source: RefSeq, a predicted model, not a curated record
AUGAAUGUGACUGAAUAUCCCUACUUUGAGGACUUGUCCCUGCCAUAUAAUUAUGAUUAUAACUAUUUUGAAAAUGACUCUUUUGAAAAUAACUGGUGUCAAAUGGAUGAUCUCUACAGCUUUAGCACUAUGUUUAGCAGCAUCCUGUACUCUCUGAUUCUUGUCUUCAGUCUGCUAGGAAAUAGCCUUGUCUUGUGGAUCCUAGUGAAAUACGAAAACUUAACGUCCUUAACAAAUCUCUUCAUCGUUAAUCUUUGCAUUACUGACUUGGUUUUCUCUUGCACGCUGCCCUUUUGGAUUGUCUACUAUUACUAUGGAUGGAUUCUUGGUGAUUUCCUCUGCAAGACCGUCAGUGCCAUCUUCUCCAUCAGCUACUACUGCGGUAUUAUCUUUCUCACCAUAAUGACAAUCCUCCGAUACCUGUCUGUGGUAGAUCCCUUGUCAACUUUGAGAGCACAAACAAAAAAACGUGGCGUUCUGGUGAGCCUGGCCAUUUGGGCCAUCAGUGUGUUGGUCGUGCUCCCUGAAAUCAUUUUUACCCAAGUAAUAACUGACAACAAUGGCCAACUGCAGUGUGACUACAUAAAUUCCAACUGGAAGCUUGUAGAGCUGUGUCAGCAAAUUGCUUUCUUUCUGUGCUCCUUUUCUACUAUUGCCAUUUGUUACAUCCGGAUGCUUAAGAUCCUGCUGAGAUCAAGAUCUCAAAAGAGGCACAGGACUGUGAGACUCAUAUUUGCAAUAGUGCUAAUCUUUUUCCUGAGCUGGGCACCUUACAAUGUGUUUGGUUUCCUGUAUUUUUCAUCAUACAUGCUUAUCAUCAAACUAAGCUGUGAAUCCAGAAAGCAAGUUUUCUUUGCUUUUGACGUCAGCCGCAAGAUUGCCUUCUGCCACUGUUGUCUCAACCCAGUGCUCUAUGUCUUUGUCGGGGUGAAAUUCAGAAGGCACCUGAAACUCUUGUGCAAGAAGUACCGUUCUUGCCACAGCAGGCUUGAACCUUCCAGCCCAAGGGCUCAUUCUUUUCAUACAGGUCCAUAUGAGGAUGGAUCCAUGUACUGAGGGUAAUGCUGCUGAAUGGAAUAAGUCACCUGAAUUGUACCAGCGGCCUGCAAAA